AUGGUCAAGGUAUACUUGCAGGAGGAUGCGUACAUUGCGAGCGGCAGCUCAGCAAGAAUUUUCGGAGAAAUAUUAAAUGAAAGGAUAGAAAAUAGUAUAAAAAUGACAAGAGAUACUUUUUACAAAGCAAUUCCUAUAAUAAUCCACCAGUACAAAGAAACUCUUCAAGAGUAUGCAGAAAUCAAUGGAAAGGAAGUCAAAAUGCGAGAAGGAUCGCCGGGAAACUGGGCAGACUAUUCAGAGUUUUUGGUUGGUGAUAAGGACAUAGCAAGAAUAGGAAGUGUAAUAUUAAAAAAAGCGCAGCAAUUGGAGAUAGAAAUAGCAUCGGUAUCAACUAUAGAUAAAGAAGCCCGUAUAUAUAGCUUUGGAGAUAAUGAGUUGUUUACUAAUCUAGCACAGCUUAUACAUGCAGAAAAUAUUCAAGAAGUAAUAUAUACUGAUGAGUGUUUAGUCAAAGUGUUUACUGCCUUAGGGAUAAUCCACUAUAAAAUACAGAAGAAGAGUACAAGUACGCUAGAAUUACUUGAACAGCAUCUUACUAUAAGCACACAGGGGUACAGCAUAAAGAGCAGUGAAAUGGGAAGUGUACUAAGAAUGGAUGACAAAGCAGCAGAUUCUUUAUUAUCGGGGGACAUCCGAAUUGAAAAUGAGAUCAAUUGUUCGACACCGCAGGGCAAAAGACUUUUACAAUUAUUUAUAAGGGCGCCCUCUACAGACAAGGCAGAGAUUAUAAAGAAACAGCAAAUUGUCACAGAGUUACUAGAGAAAAAUUCAGAACUGAAAAAAGCUGUUAAAUCGACGCCAGACACAUUCACUAUAUGCAAAAGGUCUGGAGUGCUUACACUACAGAAUAUUAUAAAAAUACACAAGUUUUUAUGCUCUAUCCAGCAGAUAGAGCAAUGCAUAUUAGAAGUUAAAAGUCUUUCACAUGAAAAAGCACUAAUAAAAGACUCUUUAGACUAUACACAGGACUUAAUUAGUGAGAUAGAAGAGGCAGUAUGCAUGAAAACCAAGGAAAUCAAAGAAAAUUGCACUGAACAACUAGUAGUCCUAAAUAGAGUUAGAAAAGAGCAGGAACAAGAAAUAUAUACUAAAUAUACUGAAGUAGUGACCAAAAAAGGUCUUUUAAUAUCUAAAUGUAAGCUUGAAAAAACACCAAUGCAUGGGUAUUGUGUUAAAAUGCCAAGAGUAGAAGAAGGCAGGCUGACCACAGAGAUAAAGCUGACUACACAGAAAUCCGGAGUAUUGUUUACAACAGAUGCCAUAAAACUAAUGAACUAUAAGAUUUCUGACACAGAGUGCCAAAUAAAAGCAGAGCAUGAGUCAAUACUAAAAACAUUAACUGAGUCAUUCUCUAUCUGCAAAGGAUGGAUAGAGGUACUAAAUCACACAGUCGCAUUCUUAGAUGUAUUCACAAGUUUGGCAGAAUAUGCUGCUAAUAAUAAUUUAGUAUGUCCUGAAUUUUCAGAUGGGGUUUAUCAAGUGCAUCAGAUGUAUCAUCCAUUGCUUCCAUCGCUGUACAGAAAAAGGCUUAUUCGAACAAAUGGGAUAGAAGAGCCCAUUAAAAAUGAUCUUGAGAUAGCAGAAGAUAAAAGAGUGUGUGUAAUAACCGGCCCAAAUAUGGGAGGGAAAACAACAUUCUUAAAGACGGUUGGAGUUAUUUCUAUAUUAGCACAGAUAGGCUCGUAUGUUCCAGCCGUGUAUGCGCAUAUUCCCAUAUUUCACCAAUUGUUUAUUCGAAUUGGGGCAUCAGAUAAUCCAGAUAAAGGCAUAAGUACAUUUAUGGCAGAAAUGAUGGAUGUAUCUACCAUUUUAAACCAAGCAACAGAAAAAUCCUUAGUUAUUAUUGAUGAGCUAGGAAGAGGAACAAGCGACGAAGAUGGAUAUGCAAUUGCGGCAUCAACAGUAGAAUAUAUUAGCAGACUAAAAGCAAUGACAUUGUUUGCAACACAUUUUCAUGAACUGGCGCAUAUGCCAGGAAUAAUAAACAAAAGAGUAGGAAGUGUUGAAGAAGAAAACGGACUUAUAAUGACGUAUAAAAUAGAAGAUGGGUUUGCAAAGAGCUCACACGGAAUAAACACCGCUAGAAGAAUGGGAUUCCCCGAUGAAGUAUUGUUAAUGGCAGAGAAGGCAUUAAAAAGCCAAGAAGAAUAAAUAUUACUAAUAAAACAAUAAAAGCAAGU
Messenger RNA from Nematocida parisii ERTm1, 2183 nucleotides. Its product is annotated as DNA mismatch repair protein MutS. Gene Ontology annotation, biological process: mismatch repair. NCBI's taxonomy places the organism in Eukaryota, Fungi, Microsporidia. The coding region runs from base 1 to 2154 and encodes 717 amino acids. Gene Ontology annotation, molecular function: mismatched DNA binding; ATP binding; ATP-dependent DNA damage sensor activity. The record is from RefSeq and is a predicted model, not a curated record. The transcript has a single exon.